UCAGUAGCAGCAGCAACGACAAAGAAAAGGAAGACCUCGGCCUUCACAGCACAUGAGAAGGCCAAGAGAUUAAAAACCGAGCAGUACGGUGAUGAAGCGCUGCAGAGUGGACGUCUGUCUCGCCCGCCGAGGGUCUCCGUGCCGCUCGACCGCCUUCAACAACCAAUUACAUUGAACGAGCUGACAGAGCUGCUGCAUUACGCCGCUCUGGGGAAAACAGGUGGCAUCAAACAACCCAGUUGGUGCCGUCUCCACCAUCAGAGAAAGGUUGAAGGUGUAAACGUUGUGAUCGUGGAGGGUCUGACGCAGAGCCACUUUUACAAACACUACCUCACGCUGCGACACCUCAGGACCAAAUACACCACCAGGGUCACCUUCACUCCAUCAUCUAACAACGUAGCGUCUGGAAUUUUCAGCAGUGACCUUCCUGAACUUGACUGUUCAUCUAUUUCCAAACCAGACAAUGAAGUGCAUAGCGUACUGAAACGUCACCCAGUUAUCGCCAAGUUUGGAACCCAAAGGAAAGGACUGACAGCGUACGUUCUCACCCAGGAGGAGAUGAUCAAGAAGCACUACCCUGUGAAGGGAAUGCCAGGCUUUGAGGAAUUUGUGUGCACAGACAGUGUCGACUGCGUGACUGACAGCAGCCCUCUGUAUGGACUUGACUGUGAAAUGUGUCUAACAGAGAGGGGAUAUGAGUUGGCUCGUGUUUCUGUGGUGGACAGUGAUGGGAAGUGUGUUCUGGACGACCUGGUGAAGCCUCAGAACCGCAUCCUCAACUACCUCACCAAGUUCUCUGGUAUCACUGCAGCCAUGUUGCGACCAAUCACCACCACCCUGCGGGAUGUUCAGGACAAAAUCAGGAUGCUGUUGCCGGGCGACGCAGUUCUGGUGGGCCACUCCAUCAACAACGACCUCAUGGCUCUGAAACUCAUCCACCAGCAUGUAAUUGACACUUCGCUACUGUACAGGAGAGAGUUCGGUCAGAGGUUUAAGCUCAAGGUUCUGGCCGAGACGGUGCUGAAGAGGCAAAUACAAACUGAAGAGAAGAAGGGUCAUAAUCCCACUGAGGAUGCUGUGGCAGCCCUGGAGCUGGCCCAGUACUUCAUCAAAACAGGACCUCGUCAGGUUGUGGAGCUUCAUCUGGAGGAGCUGUGGGGAUACACAAUAGAGGAGGAGGAGUCCUCUGACUGCAAAUCUGCCAAAUCUGCUCCCACACCAAGUCACAGGUUUGCUGACGUGCUGCAGACACUCGGCCGGUCAGUAGUCUUUUUAGGAAAGCGUUCUGAUAUCGCCCUGAAUCUGUCCAACCAGCAGUGGCAUGGCUCUGACAAAGAGGUGCUGGUAUCUUUCAGGAGACAGACAAAGCAUCCUUUCCUCUCUGUCGUCCAGUUUUCUUCCUUCUCAGACCAUUUGAAAAGGUGCUUCCCUCAUCUGGAGCAGCAGCAGUACCGGAGUGUGUGUGCCAAUCUUCGGGAUAUGUGUGUGGUGUUUGCUGGGCCGUUCCCUGCAGGUUUCUCCGAGAGAGAAGUGAGGCGCCUGUUUUGUUGCUGUGGACCAGUUAGAAGAAUUAAAAUGCUGAACUCAAGUGUCAGAGUCCAUGCAGAGGUCGAGUUUGAGCUGCUAGAGGGAGCAAUGCUGGCUUUAAAAGCUCUGAAUGGACUUAAUGUGCUUGGACAGUCCAUGAAGGUGCAGAGGCCUGUGUAUGAGUCAAUGCUGGACCUGGAUCUGACUCUUGAUGCUAUAAUGGGUGACACUCUGAACACGACUCACCUCUAUGCUGUUAAACUGAACCCCAGCGCGGCUGAAUGCAUAAAGACACCUGUGAAGGUUAACGGACAUACGCUAGAAGCUGAAUGUUCUGGUGUCUCUCCUGUUAAAGCAGCAAACGGUUUGCAGGCAGCGAAAACAAGUCAGCUGCAGCUCACCAAGACCAGAUCUAAACUGUCUGAGGAGACAGUCAGGGAGACAUUUAGUCACUUUGGUACGGUGGAGAGAGUCACCCUGCCGGUCAAACCUGCAAAACACGCACGACAUGCACGUAUACAGUUUGAGAGUUCAGAGGGCAAACAUGCAGCUCUCAGUUCAUCUGAGGAUCUACGGAAAGAGAACUACCUCAUCUGUCAAUCUUUAACUCCAUCCCACUUGUCCUCAUGGGUCGCCAUGGCAAUGCCAGUGACCACAGUUGAUGCUGAUGAGGAAGCAGCGGAGGACAAGGACACAGCCAACGUGCACCACAGUUUUCAGGACCAGGAAAUGGAUCUCACGAUGAAGAAGCUGGACUGCCGCUUGGGAAAACUCUUCAGAUCUCUCCCAGACGGCACCUUGUCUGUGGUUGUGCUGCUCGGACAAACCAGCAUGAAUGGUCACUUUCCUGGGUUGUGUCUAAUGGAGGUCAAGCAAGGGUCUCGAGGAAACCGAGCAUAAACCUGCACCAACUAAACAUCUGCAGGUUCCGGGAUGCCUUAACUGUCAUCACCUGGAGGAAUUAAAUCAUUUAAAGACAAUAGAAAAGAUGCUUUGUGUUUUAGUGGGACAUCCUCAGACAUGUUUUUACUGAAAAAAAAACUACAAGCAGUAUUUUGCACAUUAAGACAAUUUUAGCUGUAACAUAAUUAGUUAUGGUCUGGAAGUACAAAUUAAGCACAUAGGAGCUGUGUAUAACUACUGGAUUAACAAUACUACACAAAAUCAACUUCACUUGUACAGUAUGGGUACAAUCAUAAAAACUGAACAAUGCACAGAACUCAGUGCUUCACACGCUGAGUAAUAGUUCAGUAAGUCUAGCACCUAUUGUCACAGACGAGUCGAUGCAUAAUUAAUACUAUUAAUGUACUGCAGUGAAUUAUCACUUCAACAAUUAAAGAGACUGCUGUAUUUUUAAAUAUGCAUUGGAUUUGUAAUUUUGGUACUGUGUGAAUAAACCUAUUCAAAUGCCAA
Molecule: messenger RNA, 2940 nt
Organism: Stegastes partitus (bicolor damselfish)
Lineage: Eukaryota; Metazoa; Chordata; Actinopteri; Pomacentridae
Gene: rexo5
Product: RNA exonuclease 5
Exons: 18
Cellular component (GO): nucleus
Molecular function (GO): RNA binding; exonuclease activity
Source: RefSeq, a predicted model, not a curated record